UUUUAUUUAAAGAGUGAAUGAGGAGAGCGCAGUUUUUCAGCUGAGGAUACUGUCUGACUCAAAUAUGUCUCACACUGUGACUCUCACCGGUCCCUCGCCGUGGGGGUUUCGUCUGGUGGGCGGACGGGACUUCAGCGCACCGCUCACCAUUUCAAGAAUAACACCUGCGAGUAAAGCAGCGCUGGCCGAUUUGUGCCCUGGAGACACCAUCCUAGCCAUCAAUGGAGAAAGUACAGAGACCAUGACACACAUGGAGGCUCAGAACCGCAUUAAAGCCUGCACAGAUCAGCUCGUGUUGGCCAUCAGCAGGUAA
Messenger RNA from Sinocyclocheilus grahami, 313 nucleotides. Its product is annotated as PDZ and LIM domain protein 4-like. Gene Ontology annotation, cellular component: filamentous actin; Z disc; adherens junction. The transcript has 2 exons. The coding region runs from base 65 to 313 and encodes 82 amino acids. The record is from RefSeq and is a predicted model, not a curated record. NCBI's taxonomy places the organism in Eukaryota, Metazoa, Chordata, Actinopteri, Cypriniformes, Cyprinidae. Gene Ontology annotation, molecular function: actin binding; muscle alpha-actinin binding. Gene Ontology annotation, biological process: actin cytoskeleton organization; muscle structure development; heart development.